UAAUUGCUACGGUGUCAAAUUUUUAAAGAGGAUUUUUUAAUUUAUAUUAUAAAACGGUAUGUACGUGUUGUACACAAUUGUGUCACUUUUAUUAAAAUCAUUCAUUUCAUAACAUUAAUUAUCACUGACAAGAAAUCAUGUCUAAAAUGAAAAACAUUCCAAAUAACUUAACCAAAUGGGAUCUGUCAGAAGAUUCUCUGGCACCUUUAACUGAUUAUCAAAAAGAAUGUUUAUUGAAUUUGGAGGAAGAAUUAUUUCCUGAUAAUAAAAUUAAGACUGAAAAAACAAGUGAUACAGUAUGCACAAAUGAAGAAACUACAAAAUCAGUACAAAUAGAACGAUAUCAAGAUUUACUAGAACAUUAUGCCAGAUUAGAAAAAAAAUGUGUGGACAGGAAAGAUAUGAAAUACAUAUUAUAUCUUAAUGAACUUGAAGCUCGACGGCAAGAAUGUCAUGAACUUUGUCUUCAGAUAGAAGAAGCAUUAGAAGACUUCACUAUGUUAUAUAAACAAUAUUCCGAAGUAUCUGAUAAAACAAUAUCUCUUUAUGAUGCUAGUGAACAGCUUGAUUCUGAUCAACGAAAAUUAAAUUCUAUCAUAGAAAAUAUUACAGAAUAUGUGAAAUAUUUUAAAGAUAUUGAUAUGAUGAUGGAAAAAUUAGAAGCACCUACGUUAUCAGUGAACAGUGAAAUGUUUUUUAAUAUAUUAGAUAAAAUUGAUACUAAUAUAGAUUUUGUUCAAAAUAAUCUUUCAUUUAAAGAAAGCAAUACUUACUUAAUUAAAUAUAAACAUUGCCAAUCUAAGGCAAUAUCAAUGAUGCAAAAUUAUAUUUUUAAUCUAUUUAGCAAAACAACAGAAAGCAUUUUAAAUUUAAAAGAUAAUGAUGAUUCCCAAGAUAAUGCAGAUGCAGCUUUAGCCCUUUUUUAUGGAAGAUUUCAAACUAUAUUGCCAAAAGCUAAGCCAGUUAUAGAACAAAUUGAAGCAAAAUCUUAUAAAAGACAAGAAUAUGACAGUUUAUUAUCAGAGUGCCAUCAAUGUUAUUGGAGUCAAAGAGGAUUAGUAUUAGGUAGUAGUGUUCAAAAAUCUUUAAUAUCUGUAAAGGAAAAAUAUAAUGGUGAUCAUUGUAGUUUGGUAAGGAAUUCAUGUGCAUUAUUAUUACAUGCAUCAAUGGAUGAAUAUAAAUUAUUUUAUGAAUUUUUUUCUAAAACAAGUAAUGGAUUAACAGCAUAUCUUGAAAGCUUAUGUACUUCUUUGUAUGAUACAUUGAGACCAUUCAUAAUUCACAUUAAUCAUUUAGAAACAUUAGCUGAAAUUUGUUGCAUUUUAAGAAUUGAAAUGUUGGAUGAACAUGUUCAAAAUAAUUUUGAACCUUUAGAAGGAUUUGGAAAUAUUUGUUUGCAGUUAUUACAUGAUGUACAAGAGAGACUUGUGUUCCGUGCACAUCUAUACUUGCAAUCUGAUGUUUUGAAUUAUAAUCCAUCACCAGGUGAUUUAGCUUAUCCAGAAAAGUUAAAAAUGAUGGAAGAUAUAGCAGAAUCAAUAAGAGAAGAAUCUAGACAAACAAAGAUGAAAAAGAUAUCUAUUUCAUCUAAUGAUGAUAAUAUUUUAGAACCAAUAUCCAGAAAUCAUAUAGAAAUGGAUUCUAUUUAUCAGAAAACACAUAUAGGUAAUUCACCUGCAGAUCUUCAUGGAAUGUGGUAUCCUACUGUUCGUAGAACAUUAGUAUGUUUAUCAAGAUUAUAUAGAUGUGUGGACAGAUCAGUUUUUCAAUCCUUGAGUCAGGAAGCAAUAUCUCUUUGUGUUCAAAGUAUAGAAAAUGCAAAGCAAGAAAUUGAAAAAAGGGCAUCAUCUUUAGAUGCAGAACUUUUCCAAAUAAAACAUUUGCUCAUUUUACGUGAACAAAUUGCACCUUUUCAAGUAGACUUUACGAUAAAGGAAUAUAGUUUGGAUUUUUCAAAAGUUAAAACAGCAGCAUUUGGUUUAUUAGAAAAAAGUUCAAGACUUUUUACAUUAUCAAAUAAUGCAUUAUUAGAAUUUUUAUUGGAAGGAGCACCUCAAAUGAAGGAACAACUAAUAGAUUCAAGAAAACAUGUAGAUAAUAAAUUGAAAUAUGCUUGCCAACGUCUUAUACAACAUGCUACAUUUUUAUUAAUACAUCCAAUUUUAAAACUAUUAGACAAGGAAAAAUUACAUGCUAAUAAUCCAGAUGCAUCUCAAGAACAUGCUCUUGGAAAUCCUCAAGAUGUUGCAGCAGCAAUAUGUGAAGCAUUGAGGAUAAUUAAAUUUAAAUGUCCUGAAAUUCAACAAUUAAUGCAAUUAUAUCUCUCUAAUAAGGAGACAGAAUUUAUUUUAUUUAGGCCAGUAAAAAAUAAUGUUUGUGCUGCAUUUACUCAAUUAUAUCAGAUAUUGAGUAAAUAUUAUAAUUCAGAGGAACUUCUUCUAAUUGCAUGUCCAUUACCAGAACAAAUUUCUGUUAUAUUGAGCUCAUCCAGUCUUAUUCAUGGAAAAAGCACACAAAAUAAUGUAAAAAAAACGUAGCAAAAAUAAAUUAGUCAGCUUUUGUAAUUAUACAUUAACAUCAUUUGCAAUCUAUAAUCAAAUUAUUAUUUUUUUCUUUUAUGUUUUUC
Apis laboriosa (Himalayan honeybee) is the source of this 2626-nucleotide messenger RNA. It is a transcript of the gene Cog3, whose product is annotated as conserved oligomeric Golgi complex subunit 3. The record is from RefSeq and is a predicted model, not a curated record. Gene Ontology annotation, cellular component: COG complex; membrane; cis-Golgi network. The transcript has a single exon. Gene Ontology annotation, biological process: intracellular protein transport; intra-Golgi vesicle-mediated transport; Golgi organization. Lineage: Eukaryota; Metazoa; Arthropoda; Insecta; Hymenoptera; Apidae. Bases 138 to 2537 code for a protein of 799 amino acids.